UUAAAGAUUUGGGCCUGGGAUUCCAGUUUGGGCCAAACCAGCCUAGGCUUUCGUCGCUUCCAUACACCGCUUUUGUCUCCUCGGCCGAAAUAAAACUAGAGAAGCCCUCCCCUCGUCCGUAUUUUCCCUCUGUUUUCUCUUCGGUAUCUCGCCUUCUAUUCGUCCGGAGGUGAGGUGGAUCCCAGCUGGUGUCUUGGAUUCUCUUUUCCAAGCUCUCCCUCUCUCAGUUGAAAUCGGACGGUGCGCUGUGGGUGAGAUGCAUACGCUUGGUUGUCUUCUUCCGUGUCAUUCUGUGAGUAGGUGGAUUUUGAUCAUCGGGGGUUCCCUCCCUGUUUUCCGAAUUUUGAACAUAUCGGUUUCAGGAAGUUAGAAUGUACGUUGCCGUCAACCUGGAGAUAAUUCGGACAGUGAAGAAGGCUGGAGACAUCAUAAUGAGCGCUCGAUUCAUCGCAUAUUAUCGUUUGAUGCAGGUUUGCCAGGUGAAAACUUUGCCAAGUUUACCAUCAGUUGCGUGGAACAUAUUAUUUCCUCUUCGCUGAAGCAUGCUUGUGGAGUACUUAUGCUUUUAUACGACACGAUUGUAGGAAAAGAGAAUUAAACCUUGUUAUUCUAUCGUGAGGUUUUUCACCUCUCUGAAGUAUAACUACAUAUGCUUAGAUUAAACUGACCUUCGUGAUAUUAAUCUCAAUUAAUGCAUGGUAUCGGGAAGCAAUUGAACUGUAUUCGUGGAUUUUUCUUGGCCUUUGGUACCUAUCUCCAAGGGGCCGACCACGGACAUCCCCACUACCUCCAUAUCCAAGUCUUCUUUACUUAUCUUCCUCAUCUUUAACAACUAGUGGACAUACGUUGGAUUCCUUUUUCCAUCAGGUUUGCUUUCGGGCUCCACCCACAACAUAAUAGCAUUCAUAUAGAAAGGAAGAAUUCUAACGAGCCAUGUGUUUCAUAGAUUGAAGAGUCCCGUUCAUGCAUCUUUAGCUUUGGUGUUGCAUGGAUUGAUGCAAUUUAUGUUGCCUGCUUUUUUGUCGGUGAUGUUUCUAGCUCUAAAACACAAUUUUCCUGUUCUGCCUGAGGAAAGUUGACAGGAAUGCAUCGUCAGUAUUCCCAUGUUUUGCUGCUGUAGUUCACUGCUAAAUUAAUAUAUUUUAGAUCGAGAGAUCCUUUGCAUCUAAAUCUUUAGUUGCAGACAAUUUAUUUUAUUGAAUCCAUAACCAUGUUGAAAUUUAUGUGUUGCUAAUUAUGCGAUUUUUGUUCUUCUUUCUGUUUGAGUUCUCCUUCAUUAUUGUUCUCUAAGCCUGAAAGCUGCAGUACCACUUACAACUUUCUAUGCCAAAUGGUAGGCUGAAUACUUCCGCCAGCUGCUUAAGCCUGUCACGUAGAUUGAACUCCUAGGUUGAACAUAAGUUGAUCUGCAGCACGUGGGCACCAGCUUUUCUUUUUCUUUUUUCUUUUUCUUUUGCUUUAUUACUUGAUCCAUCACAAAGAAAUCUCCGAUGAAAUGAAAUCGAGAAGAGAUUGGCCUCAUGCGAGAUAUACUCUUCCUUCCUCCUUGUUAGAAUCAGAUGGCUACUCUGACUGAGAUGUUUGAUUAAAGAAUUUCACCAUUUCCAGCUAAUUAUCAUCAGAUCAUUCUUAUCGACAGCAGUUAAAUCCGGCCAAGGUUAAAUACAGGGGAGUUCAUUCUCAUCAACAGCAUUGUAGUUGUCGGAGAAGAUUCGGUAGGGGCCUAUGCAGAGAGACUCGAGAUUGUUUUCUAAGAAGGCCUCCCGAUCUCUUGGAUAUGAAGCGGGCGGUUAUGCUCUUGAGUCCCCUGCAGGUGCUUGCUAUGCUGAUGGCGAAGCACUGACAGGCAUGAAGCAUCAUGAGUUUCCCGGUCCGCUUAAUGGUGUCGAGUUCCAACCCUCUGAAACCUGUCCUGAGAACUUUGUCAUCUUUGAUCAGACGUACAGCAAAAGCCGGGUCAUGUUCCACCCUUCCUUAGCCCACAAUUUUGGCUCUUCAAGCUUUGAUAUCGACGGAGCUCAUGCCCAUGAAGCUGGCAAAAGUAUGGACAGAGAUAACGGCAACAGGGGAGAAUAUCCCUCUUGUUACGAGGAUGACGCAGAAGCUAUCGAUGCAUUGCUGAGUUCAGAAGAAGAUGAUGAUGAUGAUGUGGUCAGCACCGGGCGGACUCCAGGCAAUUGGGGAGGCAGUACUUCUUCGUGUUCGUUUUCAGAGGGGACGAAAUGCAGCAAGCUCAAUGCUACUAAUGCCAGCAGCAGCAAGACUAAAAGGGAGAAAAUGAAGAGGAUGGUUGGAACACUUCGGGGAAUCAUACCCGGCGGUGGAGACCAAAUGGAUACACCUGCUGUUCUUGAUGAAGCUGUUAAGUACUUGAAAUCCCUCAAGGUGGAUGUGAAGAAGCUUGGAGCACAGAAUUUUGACAGCUGAAAUGGCACGGAUUGCGGUAAUCUCGCUAAUCAGGAUAUGGAAACUAAAUCCUCUAAAAGCAUAAGCUCUCAUGAUGCUGUAUGCUGGUUUUGUCUGUUCUUUUAUGCCACACAUGCGCUGUGGCUUUAUGCUCCAUGAUGAGAGAGCAUGGGAGGGAGAUACAUGGAAGAGGGUGGGGUCUGCGCACCUUUUCGUUUGUGCUGGGUCUUGGUAUUUAUUGCCCAGGCCGUUUGGAUGCUUUGUGUUUGGUUUUGUACUUCAAUGGCUAUGCCUUUUCCUUCUCUUGCCCCC
This is a messenger RNA of Phoenix dactylifera (date palm), 2718 nucleotides long. Its product is annotated as transcription factor bHLH144-like. The record is from RefSeq and is a predicted model, not a curated record. Gene Ontology annotation, molecular function: protein dimerization activity. NCBI's taxonomy places the organism in Eukaryota, Viridiplantae, Streptophyta, Magnoliopsida, Arecales, Arecaceae.